AUGGGAUAUUACGACAACGAAGGCCAAUAUCACUCAUUCCGUAACGGACUUUACCGUGCUGCUGACCACAUUCUCCACCCUAUCCACGGACCUCGUCACCACCACCAGCACCACCAUCACUCCGAGCCUGUUGAAGAAGUCGUUGAAGAACGUGAGACCAUCACCAUGUCUGCUCCUCGUCGUUCCGCUGGCCGCUCUAGCCCUAGCAGCGCCGUCUCGAUCCCGUGCCACCACAUCCGCAUCGGUGACCUGUUGUACCUUCAGGGCCGCCCCUGCCAGGUCAUUCGUAUCACUACCUCUUCUCAGACUGGACAGCAUCGCUACCUUGGUGUCGACCUCUUCACCAAGCAGCUGCAGGAAGAGUCUUCGUUCAUCUCCAACCCUUCGCCAUCAGUGGUAGUCCAGCAGAUGUACGGACCUGUGUUCAAGCAGUACCGUGUUCUUGACAUCCGCGAUGACGGCCACGUUGUUGCCAUGACCGAGACCGGCGAUGUCAAGCAAGGUCUUCCCGUCAUUGACCAGAGCGACUUGUUGCAGCGCCUCACUGAUGCUUUCGACGAGGGUCGUGGCAGUAUCAGAGUUCUGGUUCUCAGUGAUGAAGGUCGUGAGCUUGCUGUCGACUACAGAGUCGUGAACGGUAGCAGACUGUAA
Molecule: messenger RNA, 651 nt
Organism: Aureobasidium melanogenum CBS 110374
Lineage: Eukaryota; Fungi; Ascomycota; Dothideomycetes; Dothideales; Saccotheciaceae
Product: nucleic acid-binding protein
Exons: 1
Coding region: 1-651 (216 amino acids)
Biological process (GO): positive regulation of translational elongation; positive regulation of translational termination
Molecular function (GO): RNA binding; ribosome binding; translation elongation factor activity
Source: RefSeq, a predicted model, not a curated record